UCACUCACUCACUCACUCACAAACUUACUCUCCUCCAGCCAACCCCGCCAUGGCCGCCUCCACCAUGUCUGUCUGCUCUGAUGCCCGCACCAACUCCUCCUGGCAGGUGGACGACUGCCCAGAGAGCUGCUGUGAGCCUACCUGCUGUGCCCCCAGCUGCUGCCAGCCCAGCUGUUGUGUGCCCAGCUGCUGCCAGUCCAGCUGCUGCCAGCCCAGCUGCUGCCAGUCCAGCUGCUGUGUGCCCAGUUGCUGCCAGCCCAGCUGCUGUGCCCCAUCCCCCUGCCUGAGCUUCAUCUGUACCCCAGUGAGCUGUGUGUCCAGCCCCUGCUGCCAAUCUGUCUGCUGCUCACCCUCAUGCUGCCAACAGUCUAGCUGCCAGCCAGCUUGCUGCACCUGCUCUCCCUGUUGUGUGACUCUUUGCUGCAAGCCUGUCUGCUGCACACCCAUCUGCUCUGGAUCCUCCCCAUGCUGCCAGCAGUCUAGCUGCCAGCCCUCAUGCUGUCAAUCUUCCUGCUGCGUGCCUGUCUGCUGCAAGCCUGUCUGCUGCAAGCCUGUCUGCUGCACACCCAUCUGCUCUGGAUCCUCCCCAUGCUGCCAGCAGUCUAGCUGCCAGCCCUCAUGCUGUCAAUCCUCCUGCUGUGUGCCUGUCUGCUGCAAGCCUGUCUGCUGCAAGCCCUGCUCCAGCGUGUCCCUGCUCUGCCGCCCUGUGUGCAGACCUGCCUGCUGUGUGCCCACCUCCUCCUGCUGUGCCUCCUCCUGCCAGCCCAGCUGCUGCAAGCCCUGCUCCAGUGUGUCCCUGCUCUGCCGCCCUGCCUGCUCCUGCCCGACCUGCUGAGUCCUCUCAUCAGGUCAGAAGUCCAACUGCUGAAUGGGCUCUGUUGUCAACCCGGAGCUUUGGAGCUCCCUCUCACUGGACCCCUGGCUUCUCUGCUAGUGACCAGCAACUGUCUACACAACUCCUCCAGGGUCUUGCAGGGCCUCGGCUGUCACUUGCUUGCCCCUCCCUCACUUUGGGAGAAGUCCCCCGCUCCUAGUCAGGGAACCUCCCAGUUCUGCCACAGUGAGGAGCAUGGCUCUCUACAGUCUAGCCAAACAGAAGCAGAAGCCACUUAGGAGAUGGACUCCCAGCCAUUUCCUUGGGUCUGUGGCAGGGCUCUGCUGUGUGUAGGCCAGCCCUGGCUCUUCUGGAUUCUCAGCCUCCUAUCCAAUCCCUCUUCAGCUGCACCUGUCAUAUUCCAAUAAACUGCUUGACAAAC
This is a messenger RNA of Peromyscus leucopus (white-footed mouse), 1256 nucleotides long. Its product is annotated as keratin-associated protein 10-5-like. The record is from RefSeq and is a predicted model, not a curated record. The transcript has a single exon. Lineage: Eukaryota; Metazoa; Chordata; Mammalia; Rodentia; Cricetidae. The coding region runs from base 50 to 835 and encodes 261 amino acids. Gene Ontology annotation, cellular component: keratin filament.